Messenger RNA from Vitrella brassicaformis, 5079 nucleotides. The record is from the annotation of a GenBank genome assembly. NCBI's taxonomy places the organism in Eukaryota, Vitrellaceae.
GAAUGCAUCAGUGAGGGGCCAUGUACGUGUCAUAGCCAUCCCAUCCACACAAUAAACGUACCUUGACCGACCAUUCAGCCACAGGCAGGCAGACAGACAAACAAACAAGUACACACACAUCACAUGCACUGCAGCACUAGGGACUACACAUGGGACUGUCUACACGACUAAGCAGCACAAUCUCUCUCCCCGCUCCCUCCCUCCAUCGAUCCAUCGAUCAGCUAGCUAUGCAGUGGUGAACCCUUGGCUACCGUAUCGGCACGCAACAAAGACUUUCUCCUCCAGUAGCGCACUGCUCUUAUAGGGCGGCAAGUAGAGGGUGUUGAAGCACGUGGCGGCACGGGGCAGCCGCAUCGUGGCAGCGUCCUCCUCACGGUCACGGCAGAUACGAAAUAGAGUCUGGCCGCCCAGACCCAGCAGGUGACUGCAUCGCGCACAGAGACAUACACAGAGAGAAGGAUGAACACACAACAACCUGAUGUGGUUGUAUUAGUGGUGGGUGGGUGCUUACGCGAAUCCCCCCGCCGGCGGAUGUGACGUGCCAGUCGCGAAGCGGAGGAGCAGCCUCUGCUCAUUCUCAUGCAGACGGCGGACGAACGACCAGAACCAUCGGAUCUGAGAGAGAGAGGGACGGACACCACACACACACACACACACAUUCGUGUACUACUGACCACUGUCUGCCCCCGGCCACCUAUCUAUAGCAUCGACCAGAUGAAUACCUGGUCCGAGUCGGCUGUGUAUCUCUCUCCGUAUGUGGUGUUGGCCUCCCAGUCGUCGACGUUGAGGGGCUCAGUUCCGGUGCCCCUCACGCACAGCUCCAGCUCGGCAGGCGUCAGGAUGGAGAUCCACUCGCCGGGCAGCACGUACUGCAGGCCCUGACGCAGCCGCUCGAGACCCUGCCGCCGCACACCCCACAAACGGGACCUGUUAUAUUAGGCAAGCAGACAUACGAGAGGAAGGAUGGGUGGUCGGUUGUGGUUGCUAUGGUUGGUGUGUUUGCUCACGUGGUUGCCAGAUAGACGAACUGUUCUUUGUUGUCAUCGGUCACUUCGACGUUCUCGCCGUUGGGCACCAAAUCGACCUGCUCGCUGCGCCCCUCACCCACCGGCACCUGGAACGAGAUGAGGCCCUCGUUGAUCGAGCCCUGCAGCUCCAUCUUGACCAAGUCCUGCACACACACCAGCACGACAAACACAUGAUAGCACUCACUCAUGCAGCCAGUAGCUGCCUGAUGGUGUGGUUACCUUACCUGCCAGUUCUUGUACAGGUUCUGGUCCCACUGCUCCAUCAGCUCCACCUCGACGGUCUCCUCCUCAGCCCCUGCCUCCAGGGGCUCCUUCCGCAGCAGAUACGCCCACCCCGCCAGCGCCAGAGGGAAGGCGAUGGUCUCGCCGUUGACGAAUGCGGUGCCGAGAAGGCGGCCCAGGCCCUCGUAGAACGACAGAGUGUUGUCGUCCUGGUCGAUGUCGAUCUUGGGCAGCAGAUAGCGACCGCCACUGGGGUUGGCCUCAAAUGCUGACAACGGACUGGAAGACGCACCCUGCAUAAUUAAUUGCAUCAUGGCCACAGUGAGAUAAGGCGAUCCACACCCACACACACACUCUCUCUCUCUCUGUUCGUUUCUACCUCUUCUGUGGUGGCCGCAUGAGCUUGUCCCGCCUGUGCCGCGAACACGCCGUGGAGUGCGUCCCACAUCUCCCGCUGAGGCCCCAGGCAGAUGCCCUCCUCCUCACGGCCAUGCAGCUUGAAUUGCACGUUUGGCCGGGGUGUGAGGAGCAUGUUCCUGUUCUUCUGCAGGAGCUGCCGGGCCACCGAUUGGGACAGCUGGGUCCUCUCGACCAUCAGUGAGUAGUGCCGCUCAAAGAAGACGAUCUCGUUGUCGUUUCUCGUGUCGAUGUAGCCCUCUCUAGGGUCGAAUUCCCAGGUGUCGAGGUGUUCUGGCGGGGGGAAUGCAGCCAUGAGGUGGCUGUGUGCGGUGGCGGGGCCGGUUGAGAAGUCGUAAUAGGCCAGGAGUUGGGCGGCGCGGCGGUAGUUGUAGUCGCGGGUGUGCUUGGUGCGGGCCUUGUUGAUGAGGUAGGCCAACCAGCGGUUCUUGUUGUCGAAAUCCAACACCGUGUAGCCGCGAUCUAACGAAACACAACACACACACGCACACACACACGAAUGUGGUCAAUUGUGUCGGACGAGCGCAUUCUAUCAUGUGGUGAAUGGAUGACGUGAGGUACCUGCCAUGGUGCGUAGGAAGCUCAGGUGUGUGUCGAGCUUCUCGAUGCGGCUGUUGGUCCUCAGGUAGGCGUUGAGGACGGCGAAGAAAGACGGCACCGUGCAGAGGUAGCGGAUGAGCUUGCGGAUCUGCCUGGCGCUCGCGUCGUUACCGUGCAGCGCGCCGCUGGCCAGCCGCUCCAGCUGCCCCUCCGGAUUGGCCUCAAACAAGGUGGCCAGAAUCUCGCGCUGCUCGAGCGACCGGCCGCCAUCGGGACCCUCGCGCGUGAAGUCGGCGUACAGCAAUGGAGGCCAACCUGACAGCCGACAGCCAUCUGGUCAGUGUGAAUUGCAGUCUUCCUGGCUGCCCACACCUCUGAGAUCGACAGCUGUGGGGUCGGCGCGAUGGCUGAGCAGUAGGCGGAUGAUGUCGUUCUUGUUGCUGGCGCUGGGAAUGGACGCAAAGUGCAGGGGGGUGGCCCUGGCCUUGUCGCGGGCCGUCACCGCCGCACCCGACUGCAGCAGCUCACGCGCACACUCGAGGUGGCCUUGCAGGCAGGCUACAUGGAGGGGCGUCUGGCCUGAAUGGCCACACACACACACACACACGGCCUUGCCUUCGUGUUGUGUUGUCUUGUGUCGUGUUUUGCUUUGUACCCUCCUCGUUGAGGACGUCAGCACUGAGGUGUCGCUGUCUGAAGUGGGACAGCAGCACUCUGAGGGCAUCGGUGUGCACGUCAUAGGCCGCAAAGUGGAGAGGCGUGUUGCGGCCACCAAUGCCGUCGGGGAGCGCGCCUCUUUUCCCUGCCUUGGUCUGCUUGGCAGCAUCAACUCCCCGCACGCUCAGCAGAGACCUGAGAAGCCAGAAAGUGACGACAGACGAGCAUCACUGGGUGCGUUAAAAUAUAUGGAGGCCUCUGCAUCUCUGUGUUGUCGUACUGGAGUGCUUGGGCGUCGCCGUUCUUGGCCGCGACGUGCAGUGCGGUGUGUUUGCCGCCGCCGACCGGGUGGUGGAUGAGGUUGGCCAGGGACCAAGUCGAUCGGCUGUGGUCAUCUGUCCACAUGGAGGCUCCGUCGAUCAGGACCUGCUUGUCGACCAACGGGCAUGCAUCCAUCGAUCGCAUCAAGACAACCGUGAGUGACUUAGAUAGGUACGUACGUACGUACCUGAAGCACUGCCGUGUGACCCCUGGCAGCGCUGUGGAAGAAAGGCGACGCGCCAUUGCUGUAGGCCAGCCACCCACAAUGAGUUGAGUGAUGUGUGUGGUGUGAUGUGUGUGGUGUGAUGCCACCCUCCUGACCUGUCAGGCUGGAUCCACUUCUCAAACUCGCCCCAGUCCAUCCCCUCCUCACCACAGAUCGUGUCCACUAUCAGCUGGCACCCCUUCGCAUUCCCAUACAUGGCGCAAUAGUGCAGCGGAGACCUGUCCUCCUCGUCCGUCACCAGACGGAGGCCAUCGCCUCCACUUGCCGCCUUAGACCGGGCUGAUGAAGCGGCUGCUGCUGCUGCUGCUGGAGGGAAAGAGUCACCGUCGCGGGCCGCGAGCAGCAGCUGCAGGGCUUCAUCGGUCUCACAGGCGGCCGCUAUGUGGAUGGGCGUCCUGCCAAACGACACCUCCUUGGCCAUGGCUGGGGCACAGCUGUUGGCAAAGAGGGCGGCCGAAUCCAUCUGCCCGUGGGUGAUCGCCCAGCAGAUGGCUACGGCGAUCUGCGUCUCGCGCUUGGCGUUCCUGGGCAUCUUCUUGAGUCCUUUGCUGAGCUCGUCGAGGCCCUUGAACCGCUGCAGCGCCUUCACGAGCGGGUUGGCCUGCUUCUUGCUAAUGCGGAACAAGUCUGCGGGGGGCGUGAGGUCUUCCUCCCACUUGUGUGUGGGGCCCUCCCCUUCGCCCGCACCGUCGUCCUCUUCCCCCGCCCCCUCGCCACUGUCGUCGAUGAAGUCAUCCAUCGACGACACAUCGCUGGCCGCCGGGACGCCCUCAUCCUGCGAUGUGUCGUCGGCGGCGGCCGGCUGGCGAUGCAUGGUCUCGGACAGGUCGGACUCCUCGUCACUCGACACCGUACCGCGCCGCCGAAAGUUGAACACUGGAAAAUCUGGCGGGAGAGGCAAGGAAGGACACACACAUGAUCAAUCCGCAUGUACGAUGACGGGGUGUCUCUCUGGGUAUGUGGGUGUGCUGGCCCUAGCAGAUGCCUACCUACCUCUGUGGCCCCUUCGCUUCCCCUUCUCCUUCAUCUUCUUCUCGGACUUCCGCUUCUUCUGGUUGUUGCGCGACAGUGACGGCACAGCGGCAGCAGCGGCAGGGGCCUCUUCCUCAGGGAACACCAGGCCAGCAUCACCAUCCGCAUCAUCCUGGUGGCUCUGCAUCUCCUCGUCCUCAUUGUCCACCUCCUCGGUGGGGCGCAGCCUGCGCUUCUUCCUGCGCGAGACGACGUCACUGCCACUGUCGUUGUCGUUGUGGUUGUGUGCGGCUGCAGCUGCUGCCGCCGCCGCGACCGGAGCCCCACCACCGAUCUCGUCAUCGUCUUCGUCAAUGACCGUCUUGCGCCGCUUCUUUGAUCUGCACGCACAGUGACGCCAGAAAGGCAGGCAUCUUGGGUGUGUUACCAUCGUCGCUUCCCUCCCUCCCUCCUUGUGUUGUGUUGUGUUGUGUGGUACCUAGUUGCCAGCUUGUCGUCGGAUGACUCGCUGCUGUUGUUGUUGUCCUUCUUGUUGGACUCAUCAUCGUCGCCAAGCGCCGCCCUCGAAAGCCUCCUGCGUCUGGCUGAGCGCUGACUAAUCACCCUGUUCUCCUCUUCUUCCCCUUCAUCCAAACGGUCGUCCCGCCGAGUCCUUACCAUCCUGCUACGCUCCAAAACACAGCCGACGCCGACGCC